This is a messenger RNA of Trichomonas vaginalis G3, 351 nucleotides long. RefSeq lists its product as uncharacterized. Lineage: Eukaryota; Parabasalia; Trichomonadida; Trichomonadidae. The transcript has a single exon. The coding region runs from base 1 to 351 and encodes 116 amino acids. The record is from RefSeq and is a predicted model, not a curated record.
AUGCGUCGCGGACGUCCAACACAGCAUACUAGAGCCAAAUGGAUAACAUACACAAGUGAAGGAACAGAGAAAUACUAUGAGCUAGAUGACAAAGGAAGAUUGGUGAAAACCGAUAAUUUGCUUGCUCCACAUCAUACAGCAGCAUUCAAGUUCGAAUUUAAGCCACCACCGAUCCCAGUACUAGUAAAACCCAGCCAAGUUUUUACUCCAAAUGUGAUUUUACCCUUAUUCAAUAUGUUAACUUUAAAUUCGAUACAGGAAAAGAUGAAAGAGCAGCCAAAAGUAUAUAUUCAGACAAUUAAUGAGAAACCCCCUCCUAAAUUCUUGGAUAUUAACCAACUACUUGUUUGA